Molecule: messenger RNA, 1111 nt
Organism: Hemicordylus capensis (graceful crag lizard)
Lineage: Eukaryota; Metazoa; Chordata; Lepidosauria; Squamata; Cordylidae
Exons: 4
Coding region: 96-1010 (304 amino acids)
Source: RefSeq, a predicted model, not a curated record
AUCCCAGAAACCCAACCCAUGUUGCACCAUUUUCUGGGGGACUCCCCAAUGUUUUGGGGGACACUCUGGGGAAAGAGCUCAUUGAGGAACCCUCCAUGCCAGAACCCCUUCCAGCACCUUGCAUGACCAAUGACAUCCUGGGCAAAGUGCUCAUUGAGGAACCCUCCUUGCCAGAACCCCUUCCAGCACCUCACAUCACCAACGACAUCCUGGAGGAAGAGCUCAUUGAGGAAACCUCAAUGCCAGAACCCCUUCCAACACUUUGCAUCACCAAUGACCUACUGGGGAAAGUGCUCAUUGAGGAUACCUCAGUGCCAGGUCCUUCCAUCCUCACAGACACUCCAAAGGAAGCAGCUUCUGUGUCAGAACCCUUACUAGAGCCUUCCAUUGCUUAUAAUUAUCUACAGCAAGAAGUAGAACUCAUCAAAGGGUUACAGCAUGACUAUGUCCAGCAGCAACUGAGGGUUUGCCGCAUUUACCAACAUUUCCCUCAUUCUCUCCGGGCCAUCAACCUGCAAAUUGGACACAUGUGGACAAGGCUCAACCGCAAUGAAGUUCAGCUGCAGUGGUGGGAAAGGGAAGAUGUUCCUGCAGGCCCUGCUGCACUUCUCCAGCCCUCAGGGUCGGAUUCAUCAUUGUCCUCUGCCUCCCUUGAGGUUGCCUCCAUCCCACCCUCCACCUCCACCUCUUCCCUCCUCCUGCAUCCCUCUCCACCUCCUCCUCCUUCCCCACCUCCUCUGGAGCCGGACCUCAGCAAUGUGAAGGAAACUCUGCAGAGUUUGGCAGAGAUGCAGGUCCAUCAGCUGCGUGACCGCCAAAGAGACCUCCACAGCUGCCAGGAAUGCUUACAAAGCUUCAAGGCACUGAGGGGACAGUUGAGGCGGCUAAGGAGCAGACUGGCCAGGGUAGAAGCCACUAUGGGGAUCGUGGUUCCUCCAAGGGAGCUGGACGUUGCUGAGGAAGAAGGGGAAGGCAAAUUAAAAGAGACAACUGUGCUACUAUUUACAUAAGUAGCAAUAAAAUGCUGUGUAUAUAUUUUUAAAAAAUUAAAUAUUUGUUUUAAUAGAAUGUAGAGAUAGAACAGCAAUAAAACUAGAAUAUUUAUUGUUUA